Messenger RNA from Panicum virgatum (switchgrass), 922 nucleotides. RefSeq lists its product as uncharacterized. The transcript has a single exon. Gene Ontology annotation, molecular function: enzyme inhibitor activity. Lineage: Eukaryota; Viridiplantae; Streptophyta; Magnoliopsida; Poales; Poaceae. The record is from RefSeq and is a predicted model, not a curated record. Bases 126 to 701 code for a protein of 191 amino acids.
GGCGGAGCGCACCAUAUACCUAGUAAAUAAAACCCAUCCAAAGCUUCCAGGCCGGCAAAAGCGGCAACACCGCCACACCAACGUGCCAGAGCACACGCACUCGCGGACCCAGCAAGCUAGCAGCGAUGGCGGCGAGGCUCGUCUCCGUCCCCGUCCCCUUCCUCCUCCUCCUCCUCGUCGUCCUGGCUGGCUCCCGCGCGGCGCUGGCCUCCGAGACCGUGGAGCAGGUCUGCGCCAGGGCCACGUCGGGCGGCGCCCACCCGGACCUGGCGCCCUUCUGCGUGGCGUCGCUCCGGGCGGCGCCCGGCGCCGACGGCGCCGACGCGCGCGGGCUGGCGGCGAUCGCCACCAACCUGACGCUGGCCAACUACACGGCCGCCGUGGCCACCAUCAAGACGCUGGAGCGGCGCGGGGGCUGGACAGCGGCCCAGCAGGGCGCGCUGGCCACGUGCUGCGCGCGCUACAUCGAGGCGCUCAACGUCGUGCACAGCGCCGUCCACGCGCUGGCCGUGGGGAAUCUCCGGGACUACGCGGCGGACAUGGCCGCCGUCGCGAAGGCGGCCACCGACUGCGAGGACGCGUUCGGCGCCGCCAACGCCGGCGGCGGCGGCGGGGCGUCGUCGCCGCUGCGGAAGGUGGACGAGGACGCCGUCAACCUCACCACCGUGGCCGCGCUGAUCGUCGGGUCGCUGGAGAAAUGAGGGCGGAUCAUCGGUGCCGCCCAGUCCGGCUGAUUCGGCGGAAAUGUAGCCAUUGAGCUGUGAUCUUGAGCUGUUGUGGUUAAGAAUAACAGUAGUGUGCCGAAGAUACUAAUCUUUGUCUGCUCCUGGAUGAACAACCAUGACGACAUGUUCUUCAGUUCUUCCUGUUUCAGCAAAAUUUUCUCUACAGUUCUUCUGAAAAAUCGCAUGAGAUCGCAGUA